AAAUAUUUAAAAGGGCAAUUUUUAUUUGGCUUAAACCCUAAAAACUGAGUUUUUUUUUUUUUGCUUUCUCAGAAUUGGGGUCGAUGAAGAGGUGUGUGCUUUGUUGAUAAAUCUCGAGUGUAGUAGGUGAUCGAAGACCGAAGGGGAGUUUCAAAGGUUUUUGAUCAUGGAGGGAGAAGAGAGUCUGUUGGAUGCUAUCAAUGAAGAAGAUGGAUUUGAAAACGUGGAGGAUGUUGACAUGGUUGAUGUGGAAGAAGGAGAGAUUCUUGUGGAGCAUGAUUUAGAUUCUGGGGAGAGACCAAAUGGUGAUGGGGAAGACAAAGAUAAAGGAGGGCUUUUGGGUAAGAAGGAUGGACAGGAUCAGCCAAACAAGAAGAAGAAGAAAAAGAGAAAAGGCCCUGCGAUUGACAAACCCAUGAGUGUAGACUGGUUUGUUAGGGAUACCUGUAGACGCCUGAAGGAAAAGAAGUCUUACAUGAUAUACACAGCUGUUGGGUGUCUUGGAAUGGCUGCCUUAAGUGAUCUUGUCAAUGAGGUGGAAGCAAUUGAGACCUGUGGAGGUCAAGUGACUGUUGAUGGCAGUAGGAAACGGACAGGUGGUGGUGUAUUGUGGAACAUCAUCAAAGCAAGACAGCCCGCAGCUCACAGAGAGAUAAUGAAAAAGACCAAGGAGUUUGAGAAGCAAUUUAGGCACCCAAACACAAGGCCGAAAAGAGAUCAGGGUAGCUCCUCCGAAGGACUUGCCUCUGCAGAUGAAGCUCUUAUCAAUGAGAUGUGUGAUACGCCGGUAGCUGAGCAGACUGAAUCCAAACCGCAAGUAGAAAGGAAGCCUGUUCAUGAGAGGAUCAGAGUACCUGUUUCAUAUGAUGACCUUUUCUCUCCUUCGGAUGCUUCACAAGCACAACAUUCUUCUGCUUGAGCUCAUUUAUUACCUGUUUGCCUUUACAUUUUUUUUUGACUAGGUAAACAAUAUAUCUAAGCAGCUGGAUUGCUUCUUGUCUUGUGGAAAGCAAUGAUUUUGUUGAGGAAUGCAUUAACCAAUUUAUAUAUACCAAUUUUUUCGUUUUUAA
This is a messenger RNA of Camelina sativa (false flax), 1070 nucleotides long. Lineage: Eukaryota; Viridiplantae; Streptophyta; Magnoliopsida; Brassicales; Brassicaceae. The record is from RefSeq and is a predicted model, not a curated record.